Molecule: messenger RNA, 1134 nt
Organism: Pomacea canaliculata
Lineage: Eukaryota; Metazoa; Mollusca; Gastropoda; Architaenioglossa; Ampullariidae
Exons: 1
Coding region: 1-1134 (377 amino acids)
Biological process (GO): G protein-coupled receptor signaling pathway
Cellular component (GO): membrane
Molecular function (GO): G protein-coupled receptor activity
Source: RefSeq, a predicted model, not a curated record
AUGGCUAAGUCAUCACUAAGCAACGUGACAUCCAAAACAUCCUUCUACAUCACAUCAGAUGAAUCUCAACUGCUUUCUAACGAGGCGAAGGACACAGCAACAAAUAUCUUAAUAACUAUUCGUUUACUUACCACAGUCAUAUCCAUGCCUCUGGCACUGUGCACCUUGACUGUCUUUUCCCACAAAAGCAUGCGCAGUGCCACCGGAACCUACGUCAUCGGUCUAACGCUUGCACAGAUCGUGUUCAUGUUGGGCAGGGCAACAACUGUCGUCAAUACGUUUGUAGUGGGCAACGGGUCCCAGAGUUUAGCCUGGAAAUAUCUCUGGCAGUAUGUGCUGAACUACAGCGGCCUCGUGGCACGGCGAGCAUCUCAAGUGGUCACGUGCGUAGUCUCCGUGGAAAGACUGUACGCUGUGCUCAGACCUCUACAUGUCAAGACCUUCUUCUUGAGCCAGUACUCCAUGCUCCUCACCCCGGGUGUGUACCUAACAUCGGCGCUCUGGCACAUCUACCUCAUUCUGGGCACCGAUGUGGUCACCCUGACAACAAACUCAACAACGAUACACGUGUAUGUUCCAUCGUCGUUCUAUCAGAACCACAAGGACCUCUGCGUGGGACUUUCCAUGUCGGCUAAAGUCGUGCAGGUUUUUGUUGCCCUCACCCUGCAAAUAGCUUUAAACGUUUUAACGGUUUGGGCCCUGCGACGUCACAACAUGGCGACACGUGACGUGCAGUCCACGCGGAGAAGUGAGGUCAAGCUGCGAGCGGAACGUCAGAUGACCCUCACAAUAUUAGUUACCACCAUUUGUUCGGUUAUCUUGACGAUUCCUCUAACGGUAGCCAAUGUAUGGGAUGACUUUGAACCAAUGAGCGAUUCAGUCAACAGCAGAAUCUACAACGUGCGGCUUGUUUUCCAGGAAAUCGGCAUCAACUUCUCGGUCCUUAGCUGUGGAGGGGUGGACUUUUGUUGUUAUGUGAGAUUAAGCUCCAAGUAUAGAGAAGUUCUCCACCAGGUUAUUAGCUUUGACAAAAGUUCUAGUUUUCAUAACAAACCGGAUGGCCAGAACUAUUCAGAAAACCUUUAUCAGACACCAGCGACAUUAAAAGCAUUAUCCACUGAGAAACAGUUGUAA